AUGCAGCCAAAAGAUUCUCCUGUACAUUUUCAAAAUCAAAGUAUUCAAUCUACUGUAAGCGACCCUCAGCAACAGUCUGCAGCUUUAUUUGCUCAUACGUUUCAUUUGUUAGCGGCUGCUGCAGCUUCCAGAUAUAUAGCUUCUGGAGCUCAAGACCCUCACAUGCCUCCUGGCAUUCGGCCAAGUAAUAAUGGAUCGAUAUUAAAUCCAACUGAGUUUGAAUAUAUGGGACCUCCAGGUGUACCCGUAGAAGUCCCAUUCACUGGACCCCUACAUCCCGAUCAUUUGCAGGCAUAUGCAAACAACUCUUGUAUUCGUGUCAAUGCUACGGGAAUGGAAGGUUCCGGACCUCGUCAUCCUCAUAAUAUGUUGGAUUUCAAAUCUAUGUGUUGA
Molecule: messenger RNA, 393 nt
Organism: Trichobilharzia szidati
Lineage: Eukaryota; Metazoa; Platyhelminthes; Trematoda; Strigeidida; Schistosomatidae
Source: the annotation of a GenBank genome assembly